Mytilus trossulus (common blue mussel) is the source of this 2510-nucleotide messenger RNA. RefSeq names its product endoprotease bli-4-like. The record is from RefSeq and is a predicted model, not a curated record. Gene Ontology annotation, biological process: protein processing. Gene Ontology annotation, cellular component: trans-Golgi network; Golgi membrane. NCBI's taxonomy places the organism in Eukaryota, Metazoa, Mollusca, Bivalvia, Mytilida, Mytilidae. The coding region runs from base 249 to 2024 and encodes 591 amino acids. Gene Ontology annotation, molecular function: serine-type endopeptidase activity. The transcript has 18 exons.
CAGUUUUAUCCGUCAAAUACACAUAAACCAAUCCAUAUGCUACACUACGCCUUUCUACCUGUAAUGUUUAAUUUAUUUGCUGAUAACAACCAGUCACAACUAUCGACAAGCAUACCAGGAGGAUAGCUAAGGACCAACAAAAAGGCUGGUGAGCGUUCACAGUAUCUCCUGGUUUCUGUACUGAAAAAUGUCUUAAUGACCGAAGAAACACAAUUCACAGUGAUUCAUUGCACUGAAACAAAUCCCAUAUGGAAAUAAUUUUCUCAGGUGGAAAGACAUGGAUUAUUACUGUUUAUUUGUGCAGUUUGACUAAUCAAGAAUGGCAGUAUGUCAUGGCCGAUACAUGUGCAACUAAUAUUAAAGACGAAUUAUGGCCUUUGGAGUGGUACCUGAAUAAAUCUGAAACCGAUAAAUAUGAUAUGAACGUACUACCGGCAUGGAGAAGUUGUGUCAAUGGAACUGGGGUAACUGUUGGUGUAGUUGACGAAGGCAUUCAAGAUCAUUUUGAUUUAAAUAUUAACAGAGCGAUUAGUUUUGGUGUUGCCAAGACAGGAACAAUAGAUUCUUUCAAACAUGGCACUCGCGUGGCUGGUAUUAUUGGGGCUUUGAAAAAUGGCAAACAAACUGUUGGAAUAGCAUUUGGUUCAGAAAUAGCAGAUAUAAAGGUAGCCUCGAGUGCAAUGUUUAAGACGUUGGACGUGGAUGCACUCACUCAUCACAUGGAUAUAAUUGAUGUGUAUUCAAGCAGUUUUGCAAAUUUUCAUACUGGAACCGUAACAUAUCCAUUACUUACUGAACAAGAAGAUUCUUUUAAAAGGGGAACGAAAUUCGGUAGAGGUGGUCUUGGAUCUGUCUAUGUGUUUGCUACAGGGAACAGUGGUGGUGAUGAUACAGAUAUUGGUCGCGAUAGCUGUGCUUACGAUAGACUGGUGACAAACAGAUAUGUCAUUUCAGUAGCAGGAAUACAGAAUGAUUUGACCAAACUUCCAACUGGUGAGUCUUGCAGCGCCAUGAUGGUAGCUGCUUUUACAGCUAAGGCUGGAGCAAUACACCAUAAACUAGUAACAACAGAUAUAGGCAAUACAUCGACAGAAUAUUUUAAUCAGAACUCAGCAGCUACUCCAAUGGUGUCAGGGGCUGUAGUGCUUGCCCUUAGUGCUAAUCCGAGACUAUCCUAUCGUGAUGUUAUGCAUCUACUUGUUUUGACAUGUAGAGGAGAUUUGCCAGAAUUUGAACAAGGAGGAAAUUAUUUUAUGAAAAAUGCAGCAAACUUGUCGGUUUCUUCAUACUUUGGCUUUGGUUUAUUGGACAUUGGAGCUCUUGUUGAAAAAAGUAAAGUUUGGGAAAAUGUACCACAAGUGAUGAACUGUAGUGCAAGCAAUAACCGUCGAAGACCAGUUAGAAGCAACUCGCAUACAGUAUUUGUGAAUAUGUGUAAUAUACAUUAUGUCGAACAUGUUGAAGUGUCGAUAAAAGUUCAACACCGUCAUGCAGGCCAGAUACAGUGGGUUCUUAUAUCGCCCUAUGGAACACGAUCUACAGUUCUUCCUGGCAGAGGAUUAGAUUCAACUAGAGAAAUGAAUCUUACUGUUUUAACAGUGCAAAUGUGGGGAGAAAAUCCCAAUGGACAAUGGCGAUUGGAACCUACGGCUGUCUUUGGUAGUAAUUUAGAUAAUGGAACGGUCGAAUUGUUUAGUAUCACCAUAUAUGGGUGUAGCUGUAUCCCUGGACUGAAGUGUUUGCCGCCAGUACAACAAGUUUCACCAUGUGAUAAAAAUCAAUGUCAAAAUGAAGCAAGCUGUGAUGUUAAUAGCAAUGGUAUAGCUAUUUGUAAAUGUAAAGCUACCUUCUCCGGUACAUAUUGUGAACGAUUGGUACCACACGAAGUUUGGAUAUCCAGUAAUUUACCAGUUAACAGUCCCAUAUAUAUAGUAUGGGGACAACUAGUGUUAUUCAUGAUGAACUUUGUAAAACCUAUAUUGAAUUUUAAUGAAGCGGAUUUAUGCUCAAGUAUUAAAAUCUGAAGAUUAAGAUAUGUGUUAUCAUACUGACAAUUGGUAUUAGUUUGGUUAGUUAAUCAAUUGAUAUCAGUAAAGAAAUACAAGGUUAAACAAAACAUUAUCAAUCUUUCAUGUAUUUUAUUUCCUUUAAAAUAGAGUUUUUCCCGUUUGCUAUUUGUAGUUAUUAUUUAUAGAUUGGAAAUAGUAUAACUAGUUCGGAUACUGGUUUUGUAACAGUAUGUACUAUUUAUAAAUUUGAUGUUACAGGAGGUACAGGAGGCACUAGGAAAGUUUGGGUGGUUAUUUUAUGGGUGGGGUUUAUUGGUACUAUAUAAAGUUUGGCAUUUAAAUGUAUUAGUAUCGAAGGUGCUCGCAGUUACGUCGAAUUGAAGUUGGUCACAUAUGUAUAUGUGCAGUUGCUUCUAUGAUUAUUGUACGAACAGGCGUUGGAGGUAGAAGCCGAGGGAAAAAUGAUGCGAAAGAGGAACAAUGGUAUAUGUCAAGUAUUUA